AUGUGUUGUAAAGAGAACUACUGGCAUCAGGUCGCGGUAAACAUAACCAGAUUGCGCAAUGAGGGGCUGUAUUGCGACUUGCAGAUUGUGGUAAGAGAAAAGAGAUGAAAAAAUAAUCUUAUAUUAUGUGUGUUUAUCAAUCUGUCGGGAAAAUAAUGUGGAGUUUUUCACAUUUUGCAAUCGUCCGUCAUCGCUUUUUGAGGGCUAGCCGCAGCUGGAGAUUUGCUCCGAGGCUGAGACGAGGCAAGAUGCUGCCCUGAGAAAUCCACAUUAUUUUCCCGACAGACUCGUAUAUAGACCACGCAACCAGUUGUGAGAUAAAACUGCUUGCCAUGUGCACUCAUCAGCUCAAAAAAUUUGUUUUGUUUUUAUUUUGUACAUCUCAAUUUUUCAGUGUGAAGACCAAGUAUUCAACGUUCACAAGGUCCUAAUGGCCGCAGGCGUCAGCUAUUUCCGGCAUAUGCUUCGCUCGGGGAUGCUGGAAUCAAGCCACAACCGAGUUGAACUGACCGUAAGUCAUCUAUGAAUCUGUCGGGAAAAUAAUGAGCGCAAUGUCCUUGAUACUUCUGAAAGAAACAAAAUUUUUUAGCCAAGGUUCGGAAAAAAUGGAAAAUUAUUUUUGCAAAUUUUGGUGUGAAAAGUUUGGUGCUUAUUUUUACUAUAGUGGAUAGUGUUUACACACAAAAAAAAUAAUUUUUCCGCGGGAAACUGACAAAGGUACGGCCAAAAGGGGGUUUCUCUGACCAUCCUCCGUAUUCCGUACAAUCUCUUGGCCGAAAAAAUCGUUGAAUAUCUUAACUGCGCUUGUAAGCGUGAGCUGAAACUUUCAGCAAUUUUUCUAGGUCAUAUUUCCAACGAAUGUGUAAAUUUUGAACAAAAACUUCAGCAAUUGGAUCGGCGCAGCGACAGAGCGCUGAUUAUUUUCUCGACAAACUGAUACAGUAGCCCAUCUGUAAACCAAUGAAGUUACACUUGAAACUCCGGUUUACAACUAUUGAAACUCUAGUUUACAACAGUCAUUUUCGCCGUUCUCCUUUCAGAACGUCACACCCGAAGCGCUAGCGGCGAUUGUGGACUUUGUCUACACGGGCCGCACCGAACUGAGCAACAAAAAUGCGGUCGAUAUUCUGCUGGCCGCCAAUUUCUUGAUGGUAAGAGGAGAAGAGCGCUCGGGAAUUACACUUUAGGUGGACGAAUUGCAAGCGCGAUGUGUGCAGUUCUUCAUCGAGAACAUUGACAAUGGAAACUGCUUCAAGGUCUGGCGAUUGGAGAAGGAGUUGGGACUGUCGAAGGAAUUGGCCCGAAUCGUCGACAAAUUCGUUGUGGAAAACUUUGAGGUGAGGGAAAGCAUAUGACACCUUUAUACUUAAUUUUCAGUUCGUUUUCAACAACCCCGAAGUUGGUCUUUUGGACUUUGAAGGUCUGCGAAAGAUCUUAAAAGACGACCAUCUCAAGGUCCGCUCCGAAGAUCAAGUCUUGAUCGCCGCGCUCCACUGGCUACAGUAUGACAUUGAAGAGCGAAUCGAUCACACCGAUGAGCUGUUGAAUUGCAUUAGGAUCACUUAUUUGAAUGACGUGGGCAGGGUUUUGGAUGUUGUGGUGAGUUCUCUGGAAAAAAUCGACUUUUUUCUGCGGUUGUUUUUUGCAAUCGAAGUGCGACAAGUGCCAAGCUCAGAUUUUGAUGAAACUUGACUCGAUUUUAGAGUAAUUUUUUCUAAUAAAUAUGUGAGACUUUAAGGCUGCGAUUUGCAGAAAGACCGAGAUUUUUGGGUCGAAAGUUGGAUAAAAAUGUGUUUUUUUUUGCAAAUUUUGGUGUGAAAAGUUUAGUGGUUAUUUUUGCCGCAUAUGGUAAUGUUUCCACAAAAAAUUAUUUUUUUCCGCAAGAAACUGGCAAAGCUAUGGCCAAAAAUUGUUUUUUCUCUGACCGGUCUCCGCCUUUUGCGUGCUCUCUCUCGGAUGAAAAUAUCAUUAAAUAUCCGGGCUGUGCCUGCAAAUCGCAAGCUAAAACCUUAAAGAAUUCAUAUAUCGGCCUCUAUCGACCUCCCAAGAUGCGUGAAAAAUUCGAGUAAAAUCCAAGCGUCGCACUUGGGACCAUUGACUUCUUUACUUUUAUCAGUCUGUCGGGAAAAUAAUGAGCACUCUGCCGCUCGGAAAUCGCAUCCGCCUAGAAAAUGAAUUGUUUCCGAAACAAAAGCAAAUUUCGUUCCUCCUCACGAUCAGCUAUCCGCCCAACAGUCUGAUAUUAGGUUGUCCAACAAAUAAUGACCCUCUGUGAGAGGGGAAAAGUUUAAAGCCUCUAAAAAAGGCAAGCGAUGAUGGAAUUUUGAAAUAUUACAACAUUUUGUAGCUGAGAUUUCAGGCUUUCGUUUGAUGUAUCGUUUGUCAUAUUGGGACCAAAUUCCAGUAAUUUAGCCCUAAUCGAAAAUUAUCAAAAAAAAGUCGGUUCGUGCUGUCAUCUUUUACGGGCAAAAACAGGACGCGAAAGUUUCAGAAGCUACGCAAAGUAUCAACGCUGUGUUCGACUAGUGUGUUCUGAGUCUGAACACGGUGAAACGAUGGAUUUAAAAAUUACGAUUUGACGGCAAGGGACCCAAAGAUAAAGUACGGAAUCCGAACUUUAUCAAUUUACCCUGAGGUCGUCGGUUGGCGAACAUCCUAGAAUCAACAUUCAACGCGUCUCUGACGUCGUCUGGCUGUUGAAAUAAUCGGCGGCUAACCAUUCGAUGUCGAUGGAAUUCAAAAAAUGCUCGGCAAAUUUUUCCCAUUUUAUUGGAUCAAAGCAAAGAGUGGAAGCAUUACAUUUCUCGCGUUUGCGUGCCGUUUUCUGGAUCGAAUCGUUGCCUCUGAUGGAAAGAGGACCUACUGGGACAACCAGACCAGAUAUGCUGAACGGAGGCCUCCUAGGGUAUCACUGCGGGACUUGUCAAAGCCCGACUCCCCCCAAAACAAGGUGAUGACUACUUCUUGAUGGUGCAGCAUGGGAAUAGUACAAUACAGCUUCUUGAAAGCUGGCCAAAAUGUAGAUACCAUACCCUACUGUAUCCAGAUAGACAGUUUUUUGGCAGCGUCUGUCUUCAACGAUGCGCCGCAGAAGUCCAAAAAUUCUUACAAGGGAAGUCACUUUUUUCGCAGAUCGAUCCAUACUGGCGACCUAGUGGGCAGUGAAGGCGUCAGGCUGUGUAAGAAGUAUCUGGCGUCCAAAAGUGUUUACGGGCCCUGAGGGCAGAGUUAUGGCUCAUCAAAGUUCACGCAAAAAAGGUUCCGAAAAGACCCUCCAAAAAAACGGUGUUGGAUAAGUGAGCUUCGGUAGCAGAGUGGUUCGCAAGUUUUUCUUUUGUCUGGAAGGGCCAGGGUUCGAUUCCUCUUCCCGGCAAUAAAUAAAAAUAAUAUUGUAAGAGUAGCGUAAGUUACAUAAAAAAAUAUUUUAAAAUAUUUUUUGAAAAAUAUUAUUAUCCUGUCGUUAAAAAAUGACGAUUUUGUUCAUAUCGUCACUAAAUUUAUCAUCUGCCCAGACAGCAAGCGUUUGACCCAAACGCUUCAGCAUGAUAUCACGAUCACCAAGGGCGUCUUUGAAAACAUCAGAGAUGUACAUAUUGAGAAUCCCAGUCCUACCUUUACGCCAAUGUUCCCGCAGUUUUCUCCAAUGAUACGGCGUCUUGAUCCACCGUAAUCGCCGCAUUAUUCCGGAAAUUGGAUGCGAUACUCGGUGGAAAAAUGCCUUUGCAUCCCUCACUGUGUCCAAGCUCACAACGAUUCCCCAAAUUUUAAAUUUUUUAACAGGAUAAUAAUAUUUUUCAAAAAUUAUUUUAAAACAAUUUUUUUUUGUAACUUACGCUACUCUUACAAUAUUAUUUUUAGUUAUUGCCGGGAAGAGGAAUUGAACUCUGGCCCUUCCAGACAAAAGAAAAACUUGCGAACCACUCUGCUACCGAAGCUCACUUCUCCCAUCCCGUUUUUUUGGAGGGUCUUUUCGGAACCUUUUUUGCGCGAACUUUGAUGAGCCAUAACUCUGCCCUCAGGGCCCGUAAACACUUUUGGACGCCAGAUUCUUCUUACACAGCCUGAUGCCUUCACAGUCCACUAGGUCACCAGUAUGGAUCGAUCUGCGAAAAAAGUGACUUCCCUUGUUAGCGGCUACACGGAACCUCCCCUUUGAAUGAUGACCCUCCAGAAGCGGAUUUAAUAGAGAUAGGAGACUGUCCCUUGUCCAGCCUAUUUGUCAAAGCUGGUCUAUACACAUUACCAUCAGUUCAAGAAUCUAGCACGUUUCAUCAGUGGUAGAGAAUUCGACAAUCAAGACACCCUUGAAAAGGCCUUCAAAAGUUUCAUCGGCUCCAGAAGCCGGGGUUCCUAAGCUACAGACAUAAAAAACUUUUUGCCACGUUGUAACAAGCGUGAUAAAGCACAUGAUAAUUAUUUUGAUUAAAUACAUCGCAGUUAUUACGGUAAAUUUUGCCGAAAAAAUAAAUUUUUCGAAGAGGGUCAUUAUUUGUUGGACAACCUAAUAUAAUAUUUUCAGCAAGACCUCCAUCUCCGAUGCCUUGUGUCCAACUACAUUUCCCAAAACCUCCCAUGUCCUUCGUCUCAAGCGCCAGUGGAGCUGGAGAGAAUUUAUCCCAGCGGCGUUUUGGUCUGUCUCGGCGGUCGCAAAGACAAGCCCAAUCCUUGCGAAUUCGUGGAGAUUCUUGGCGGAAGGACCAACAAAUGGAAGUUCUUGCAGAGUUUGCCGGUGGCUGGACGACAGGUAAAUCGGCAUGAAAUAUGAGCUUACUUAUAAAGCCUUGUGUGUCCAAAAAAUGUGUCACAAUGACACAUUUUUAAAAUGUAGCAGUAAUAUAAAAAAGGAUCGUAUGUGGCAAGGAGUGCUCGCUAGAGCAAGAUAAAAAAUUUUUGAGCAAUGCAAAGGUUCUAGCCGCAGGAAAAAUUCAGAAAGUCCAUAAAAUCCGUCAUCCAAAAUUGCAAAUUGGAAACGGUUUGGACCUAAAUUUUUUUGUGAGUACUGUAUGGAGCACUUGUAGCCAUAUUCGACUGUUUUUUAUACCGCCGCUACGCUAUAAAAGUAUGCCAUCCUGACACAUUUUCUGGACAAAGGGUAAUCAGUCUAUAGCCAUAUAUGGAAUAUUUGCUUUUUGAAAUUGCCUUACAACUUAUUAGUAUCAACUCUAUCCGUCUAUUCUAUUACAUUUCUGUAAUUUUGCCCACUUUUCAACCCUAAUUUCAGGUCGGCGUGACCGUAAUCGGCUGCAAGGUCUACAUGAUCGGCGGACACGCCGGACGCUACGGCGACUCCUGUAGCGGCGUGUUGGACGUGAAAACCGGCGAAUACAUACUUUUGCCGCCGUUACCGGCGCCCUGUCGCGGCUCCGGCGUCACGCAACUCGACGAUCGCUAUGUGUACGCGAUCGGCGGAACCGACGAGUCCCGCUCGACGAGUUUUUCGCACGUCCAACGCUUCGACACCAGGUCCGGCGAGUGGGAGAUGAUAGCGCCGCUGAAGACGGCGCGCCGCAACAUCAACGCCAUGGCGAUCGGGGGCCGAGUGUACGCGCUCGGCGGGUGCAUUCAGGAGGAGACUUCGAAUGUGAACACGGUGGAAUGCUAUGAUCCGGAGAGGAAUGUGUGGGAAGAGGCGCCGCCAAUGAAUGUGGCAAGGUUCUCGGCGGGCGCCGCUGCAAUUGGCAAUCGGUUGUAUGUGGUUGGAGGGUUCGGAAAUGGGACUUUAACGUAAGAACUUUUAUUACGAAUACCUAUUUUUAUCAAUCAGGGCAAGUACUCCAAGUGCGACGCUCAGAUAAUGAUGAAACUUGGGGCAAAUUCAGAUUUUUUUUACAGCGAGGGCCUGAUCCGGUGGCAAAAAAUACCAUUUUGCAUCCGGGAAGUGUCAAAAAUGUGGCAAAAUGCUUCCCUCUCCAAGUGAAAAAACUCCGAUUUCAUAAGCGCCCCAGCUCUUUGUGUGAGGAAAAGCGCCUUUCAAAACGAAUUCUUUUCACUUGAAGAGGGACCAUUUUGCCGCGUUUUUGACACUUCCUGGAUGCAAAAUGGUACGUUUUUUGCCAUAGGAUCAGGCCCCCCACUAUGUCACUUACAUGGCUCAUUGUCAGACAUGGCAUUUUUUAGGCCCCAAUUUUUUGGGGCUAGCUCGGGCUUUGAAAAUUUCGAAAGAAGGUCCGGGCAGGGCCUGACCUUUUUGGGGCCAGGCCGUGAGGCUUGAGUUUUUUUCCAGGCCAAGCUUUGGACUUUGUGAACUUUAGGGCCCGGCUCCUUCAAAAAAAAAAUAAAAUUUUUUUGCUGUGAAUCAAAAAAUUGAGGUUUAAAUUACCUAAAAGAUCUUAUGUUAGUCGUUUCUGCAAAGCGUGAGCUAGGAGUGUCGCUUAGAAAAAAAUCGAAAUUUUUGCCCAGUUUCAUUAAAAUUUAAGGCUCGCACUUGGGGGGCUUCUGCUGUGAGGCAAAUUGUGCUAAUUGUACGUAGAGUAGUUCCCUUAUAACCCCCUCCAUUUCCAGUGACUGCGAGUAUUUCGACACCAUCUCCAAGACCUGGCACAAAAUCGCGCCGCUGCGAACGGCGCGCGGCGGAGUUGCGGUCGACGCAAUUGGGGGCCGCCUCUACGCCGUGGGCGGCUUCAACGGACAGUAUCUGAAGACGACCGAAAUCUACGACCCAAUCAAAGACGAGUGGACGCCGGGGCCCUGUCUUCACGACGCGCGUGCCGGCUGCGGUGUGGCGCGAGUGCCGCUGGUGGAGGAGGACGUGACCAGGUCGGGACAGGCGCCCGACCUUAUCUAA
Bursaphelenchus xylophilus (pine wood nematode) is the source of this 6784-nucleotide messenger RNA. The record is from the annotation of a GenBank genome assembly. NCBI's taxonomy places the organism in Eukaryota, Metazoa, Nematoda, Chromadorea, Rhabditida, Aphelenchoididae.